Molecule: messenger RNA, 1914 nt
Organism: Cuscuta campestris
Lineage: Eukaryota; Viridiplantae; Streptophyta; Magnoliopsida; Solanales; Convolvulaceae
Source: the annotation of a GenBank genome assembly
GCCAAGCACUUCUUCUUCUUCUUCUUCUUCCUCACCUGGCAGGAACCUUCAUCUCAUCUAUCCAGCAAGGCAGCACCAAGAACUAUAAGGGAGAUUAUAUCUACGUGAAUCAAACUUGGUAGGACUCAAAACUUGUGAAAUGACUCUUUUUGGAUGCUGUUUUGGAAAAAAAGCAUCUCCGCCAAGGCAUCAAAUAGACAUUGAAGAGGAAGUUUCAAGCUGUCAGAAUGCUAAGAUAUACAGUUAUAGGGAAUUGCGGAUGGCAACCGAAGACUUUAGUCCCUCAAAUAUGAUAGGGAGAGGAGGGUUUGGAUCUGUUUACAAAGUACUCCGUAUUUAUAACAUUCUUCUUCAUUUCUUCAAGUAAAAUAUCCACUUUUGGUCCCACAAUCAUCCUCAGUUUUAGUCUCUUACUCUAAGUUUUCCACUUUUGGCGUACCACUAUCAAUUUCUUGCCACUUUUGCUCAUUUUUGGGCCCUUCAUUUGUUAAAAUCUAUAACAAAUUCCAUGGAAAUUGACUGGAUAAGUGACAAGGAAUCCAAAGUCGUGCACCGAAGGUGGAAAAACUGAAAGUCGGGACCAGAAAGUGAGAAUUGCGUAAUUGUCAUGGGAUUCAAAGGUGGAAAUUCUUUCCUGUCUUCAAUUAUAGGUACUGAAGCUAUCAAUUGACUAUUAGGGGCGACUAAGAGAUGGAACUUUGGUGGCUGUUAAGGUGCUCUCUGCGGAAUCAAGGCAGGGCUCUAAAGAGUUUUUGACAGAAAUUGUUGUUAUCUCGGGCUUAGACCACGAAAAUCUGGUCAAGUUGUAUGGUUGCUGUGUGGAAGAGGAUCAUAGGAUGCUGGUAUAUGCCUAUAUGGAAAACAACAGCCUUGCCCAGACUCUUCUAGGUUCCAGGCACACUGGCAUUCAGUUUAGCUGGAAGGCCCGCACAAAUAUAUGCAUUGGUGUGGCCCGGGGGCUUGCGUUUCUCCAUGAAGAAGCACAACCACAUAUUGUUCAUAGAGAUAUCAAAGCAAGCAAUGUCCUUCUUGACAAAGAUCUCAAUCCAAAAAUUUCCGAUUUUGGUCUUGCAAAGCUCUUCCCGAAUGAUGUCACUCAUAUCAGCACCCGUGUUGCAGGCACUCAAGGUUAUUUGGCCCCGGAGUAUGCACUGCUUUCACAACUCACAAGGAAAGUAGAUGUUUAUAGCUUUGGAGUUCUCCUUUUGGAAAUCGUUAGUGGAAGAUGCCACACCAACACGCGCCUCCCCAUUGAUGACCAAUACCUCCUUGAAAGGGCUUGGAGACUCUAUCAAAGAGGGGAGCUUGUUCAGGUGGUUGAUGAAUCACUGGGAGAGCACUUUAAUACUGACGAAGCUUGUAGAUAUGUGAAAAUCGCUCUCUUGUGCACCCAAUCGAUGCCCAAAACCCGUCCAUCUAUGCCCAAAGUAGUCAAAAUGUUGAUAGGAGACAUGCCCGUGGAUGAUUCCGCGAUAUCAGAACCCGGUUUGUUGUCAGAACUAAUGAAUCUCAAGGGUCAAAGGAAAGAGAAAGGAUUAACGUCAUCCAAUGGCUCCGGGAAUGAAGGUACUACCUCUUCGUCCGGGAACUUGACUGUAUCACAGGCAACUAUGACUUUCUCGUCGAUAUAUAACCGAAGCAGUUGAAUCAGAGUCAGAAUUGCACCUCUCAUUCUCUUGUUGUUAAAUUCAUAUCUAAUCAAAUUGUGUGUGGGGUACUACGAGCCCUCUGCCCCACGCAUCUAACUAGCUCGCGUGGUUCACCGGUUCCACCGAAGAGUGAUUCAGUCGAUACAGAGGUGCGCUUGAAGUGGGGGGUGUGCUGUCCCUAUUGGGCUGGGCCCUUCCCCAUAAGGCCCCACCGUCGGGGUAAUUUUCAAUAGACAUCUUUUGCAAAUAAAGUUUAUUCUAUAUU